Molecule: messenger RNA, 387 nt
Organism: Rattus rattus (black rat)
Lineage: Eukaryota; Metazoa; Chordata; Mammalia; Rodentia; Muridae
Gene: Bsph1
Product: binder of sperm protein homolog 1
Exons: 3
Coding region: 1-387 (128 amino acids)
Cellular component (GO): cell surface
Molecular function (GO): heparin binding
Source: RefSeq, a predicted model, not a curated record
AUGGAUUUGGUGGCAGUUCAGACCAUGGACAUCCUCAUGCUCUUUGGUGGCAAUAUUGACCACAAACAGACCCAGGAUACAGGAAAGAUAAAGCAUUUUUGUUUUCUUUCAGAUGGCGUAUGUGUCUUUCCAUUCUGGUAUAGAAGUGAAAUAUUCUAUGACUGUGUCACUUUCAAUGUGAAACACAAGUGGUGUUCAUUGAACAAGACUUUUCAAGGUUACUGGAAGUACUGUGCUCUUUCAGACUAUGCUCCAUGUGCCUUUCCUUUCUGGUACAGACGUAUGAUCUACUGGGAUUGCACAAAGGAUGGGGACAUGUUUGGAAAAAAGUGGUGUUCACUCACCCCAAAUUUCAACAAAGACCAUGUUUGGAAAUAUUGUAUAUAG